Molecule: messenger RNA, 969 nt
Organism: Lepus europaeus (European hare)
Lineage: Eukaryota; Metazoa; Chordata; Mammalia; Lagomorpha; Leporidae
Product: olfactory receptor 4K2
Exons: 1
Coding region: 1-969 (322 amino acids)
Biological process (GO): G protein-coupled receptor signaling pathway
Cellular component (GO): membrane
Molecular function (GO): G protein-coupled receptor activity; olfactory receptor activity
Source: RefSeq, a predicted model, not a curated record
AUGGACCUUGCCAAUCAGUCUAUUGUUUCUGAAUUUGUUUUGUUGGGACUCUCUAAUUCCUGGGAACUGCAGAUAUUUUUCUUUACAGUGUUUUCAUUGUUGUAUGUGGCAACAAUGGUGGGUAAUAGCCUCAUAGUCAUCACAGUUAUAGGUGAUUCUCACCUACACUCGCCAAUGUACUUUCUGCUUACCAACCUUUCCAUAAUUGAUAUGUCUCUUGCUUCAUUUGCCAUUCCCAAGAUGAUUAUGGACUACUUAAUCAGUAAUAAAACCAUCUCUUUUGAUGGCUGCAUCACUCAGAUAUUUUUCCUACAUCUUUUCACUGGUACUGAGAUUAUUUUACUCAUGGCUAUGUCCUUUGAUAGAUACAUUGCAAUAUGUAAGCCCCUGCACUAUGCUUUAAUUAUCAGUCCUCAUGUUUGUGCUGCAUUUGUGGUAGCUUCCUGGAUUGUAGGAAUCAUGCAUUCAAUGAGUCAGGUCAUAUUUGCCCUCACAUUACCAUUCUGUGGUCCCAAUAAAGUAGAUAGCUUUUUCUGUGACCUUCCUGUGGUGUUCCAGCUGGCUUGUGUGGAUACUUAUGUUUUGGGUCUCUUUAUGAUCUCAACAAGUGGCAUAAUUGCUCUGUCCUGCUUUAUUCUCUUAUUUAAUUCUUAUGUUAUUGUCCUGGUUACCAUAAGGCAUCAUUCUUCCCGAGGACCAUCUAAGGCUCUUUCUGCCUGUACGGCUCACUUCCUUGUUGUCUUCAUGUUCUUUGGGCCAUGCAUCUUCAUCUACAUGUGGCCACAAAGCAGCUUUCUGGUGGACAAGAUCCUAUCUGUGUUUUAUACUAUUUUUACUCCAAUUCUGAACCCAGUGAUCUAUACCUUAAGGAAUCAAGAUAUAAAGACAGCCAUAAAGAAACUGAAGAAUAGGUUUUUAAAUUCCCACAAGACAAUUCCUUCUCAUUAUUUCUUAGCUUUGAUUUGUUAA